This is a messenger RNA of Klebsormidium nitens, 1485 nucleotides long. Lineage: Eukaryota; Viridiplantae; Streptophyta; Klebsormidiophyceae; Klebsormidiales; Klebsormidiaceae. The record is from the annotation of a GenBank genome assembly.
GGAGAAGGUGGAAAGGGGCGCUCGAAGAGCGUUGGUGGAUAGGUGUGCUGCUGUUUGUCCAUCCCUGCUUGUCGUCAAGCUAAUCAAAGCGAGCCAGUUGCGCAUCCGUGAAUAGAGGGUUUUAUUAUUAUUUUCUUUCUGGGGCUUGGAAGCUGACUGACUGACUUAAAGGGGAUUCUCUCAGCAUCUUUUUGGCAGGUGUAGGGGAGCGCUUGCGGGGCUGCACAGAGCAACGUCCGAUAUGCUGGGAGGUCGAGCGUUUGGGGGUGGGGGUUUUGGGGGGGGUCCUGUAGGGACUAAUGGGAGGGUUAGCAGGGGGGAUUUUGGUCCUGGGAGGGGCAGAGACUUUGACCCGGGGUAUGGCGACCUCCCAGACCCCAAGCGGCAGAGAGUGCUGGAGCCGCCAAUUGGAGGACCGGGGCCGUUCUUUGGAGGGGGACCCCCUGCGCGGGGGGGGCUACCAGGCCCAGGAUUUGGACCGGCAGGUGCUCUGGCGCCCCCUGGGCCCCUCCCAGUCAGGCGGGAGUUCCCGGUGGUGAAGCUGCGGGGGCUGCCGUUUCGGGCAAAUGAAGUCGACGUGGUCGAGUUCUUCCAGGGGCUCGACGUGGUCGACGUGCUGCUCGUAAGGAAUGCGGAGGACGGGAAGUUCAACGGGGACGCCUUCGUGGUGUUUGGGGCAGCAGUGCAGGUCAACUUCGCUCUCCAGAAAAACCGCCAGCACAUGGGCCGCCGCUACGUCGAGGUCUUCCCAACCAAAAAGUCGGACUACUACAAGGCUGUCGCAGAGGAGGUCAAGCAGGGGGGUCCUGUCGACCUCCCCCCAGUCCAGGACCUCGCCCCCCCCCGCGGUGGUUUCCUACCCGGCCCUGGCGGCCCCCCUCCGCUUCGAGCCCCCAUGAGAGAUGACCGUUUCCGGGGGGAACGGGACAUGAGGGUUAGGGAGCGCACGCCCGAGCGGAGGGACUACCCUGAGCGAAAUAGGGGCCCCCCUCCUAUGAGGAGCGCCCCUCCGAUGAUGCAGGGCCCUGUUAUGGACCGGGGCAACGAGUUCACGGUUGUCAAGCUGAGGGGCCUGCCGUACACCGCGAGCAAGCAGGACAUCAUCGAGUUCUUCGGCGAGUUCGGGCUGAAUGAAGACAGCCUGCAUAUUGUGACGUCAGCAGACGGCAGGUCAACUGGGGAGGCAUUUGCCGAGUUCAACAGCACGGGGGAUGCAAGGAGGGCGCUUGAGAAAAAUAAGCAGAUGAUUGGCUCGCGGUAUGUGGAACUGUUUCCGUCCUCACGAGAGGAGGCCACAAGGGCAGCCACAAGUCGUAUCUAAGCAUCGAGUCUGAGAAACGCUUAUCGGACAUUGGGUCUCAGAAACGCUCAUCUACCGUAUAGAUCUAGAAAUUGCAGUAUAGGAAGUCAGUGUUGCCUCCCAAGUGUUGCGGGGAGUGGUAGCGCUUACAUGCAAAGGAAUCAACAAGGAUGUAUCAUCAUGGC